Molecule: messenger RNA, 1430 nt
Organism: Erinaceus europaeus (western European hedgehog)
Lineage: Eukaryota; Metazoa; Chordata; Mammalia; Eulipotyphla; Erinaceidae
Gene: DUXB
Product: double homeobox B
Exons: 6
Coding region: 260-1243 (327 amino acids)
Biological process (GO): regulation of DNA-templated transcription
Molecular function (GO): DNA-binding transcription factor activity, RNA polymerase II-specific; DNA binding
Source: RefSeq, a predicted model, not a curated record
CCUCCGAGCGGAUUCCGGUCCAGUAGCUCUCAGACCUCCGGCGCCGGGGACCGGGGACCAGGACCGCCGAGGACGAGGCUGAGGCUACCGCAGACCAGUUCCGGUCCCCGUCGAGUGGGUUGCUGACCUCCGAGAGACACCGCAGGUCAAACUGGGACCAAAGCCUUAGGAGCAAGAAGUGGGGACUCUGCCUCUGCAGCCAGAAGCAGGAUUUAGCCCUUGGCGGGGGAUUGGGGAUUUCGUGGAUGGCUUCACAGACAUGCUACAAAAAGAAGCCUGGCAAGGCAGGAUUGUUUACAACCAGAGUCAAAAGGAUAUCCUCCAAAAAUGGUUUCAACACAACCCUUACCCUGAUAAACCUUCUAGAGAACAAAUGGCCAAGGAAAUUGGCAUUCCAGAGUAUAAAAUUCAGAUUUGGUUUAAAAACCACAGAUCAAAACAGAGACAGUUGGGAUCUGAAUGUUCCUUAGGAAAAGACCAAAUACAGGGACAAGACCAGCCUCAGUUUUGGAUUAAAGAAUACUUAACAAAAGAAGUCAAACAAGACCAGACAUUUGGUAGAAGAUCUCCAUCAACCAUGCUAGUUCAAGACUUUGAAAGAAGCCAAUCCCCUGAUGUUGCUACCAGGAAAAAAAUGUCCAAACAAACAAGCAUUCAAGAAUCAAGAAUUCAAAAUGGAAGAUCUCUGUACCCUGGGCAAAGCAGAAGUGAGUCCAUGAAUUCCAUGGUAGAGGACCCAAAUGGAAAAUCAGAUUUGACAAUUCAGCAGCACCAGGCUGGCUUUUCCACUCACCCAGGCAGGUCCCAUCAUUUUCCUUCCUCCAGUUCUUUCUGUCAGAACCAAACAUUGCUAGUUGAUCAUCUCCCAUCCCAUGUAUCUGCUGCCCCUUAUGUAAUCCAAAGACCAAGUGUUAUAGUGGUACAGCCCACACAGGCUAUGAAAGGAAAUGAGAACUCUUCCUCUACUCUGACACUUAGGAAUUCUGUGCCAAGGUCACAAACUCUGGGAGAGAACUUCUCAGACACUCAAACUGAUUACCAUCCCCCAAACCAAGAAAAAUGUGAGAAUCACAAAGAACAGAUUAGUACCAGAAAACUUCAGUUGAAGGAAUAUUCUCAGCCUCUUCCUGAACACAAAAAACACCAGUCACAGGAUCUAGACAUAUCUUAUAUUAUGCAAUGGUGGGAUGAGGGUUGCCAGGCUCUGAUUGCAGAAUGGGAUCCUCAAGAAGGAACAGAUUAAGACACGCUUGUGGUCAUCGCACAAUCAGCUGGGAAAAACAUCUCAUCCCUUCAGCUCACACCAGCAACAGAGAGAAACCGUAAGCCUUUAAGUCAAUUCCUAACAUCAACAGGUUUUUUUUCUUAAAAGAUACUACCUUUUUCUGAUCGGGUGGUAGUGCAGCAGGUUAAGCACAGGUGGCGCAAAG